Messenger RNA from Corticium candelabrum, 5649 nucleotides. RefSeq lists its product as uncharacterized. Lineage: Eukaryota; Metazoa; Porifera; Homoscleromorpha; Homosclerophorida; Plakinidae. The transcript has 11 exons. Gene Ontology annotation, molecular function: protein binding. Bases 1 to 5649 code for a protein of 1882 amino acids. The record is from RefSeq and is a predicted model, not a curated record. Gene Ontology annotation, cellular component: nucleus.
AUGGCUCAAGAACGUGUCACGUCUGCAUCCCUGCCUGCACACGACGCAGCAGCGGCGAACGACGUGCCGUCACUUCGCAAACUAUUUGCAACCGCCUCUCCAGCCCCGCCCACCAACGACGACGACGGCGACACGCCGCUUCAUAGCGCAUCGAGAGAGGGAGCAGACGAUGCGGUCGACUGGCUGCUCAAAAACACGCAGAUAAACCCGGAAUGCGCGAACAAAAACAGAGAGACGGCAGCUCAUCUGGCCGCGGGAGGAGGCCACCUCAAGUGUCUGACGAAGUUGGUGAAUGCAAACCCUAAACGGCGGAAUGAGGUGGUGAGUGCAGCCGACGCUCAGGGCCUUACACCGCUGCACUAUGCGACAGUGAAGGGCAAACUGAAAGUCAUGAAGUGGCUGCUCGAGAAGUUCGGAGAUUCCGUCAUUGCGCAGAACGAAAAUGGACAAAUGUCUGUACAUUUCGCGGCUUCUUCAGGGAACUUGCCAGCCCUCAAGUUGCUGUUGCAACAUAGUGGAAUGGAAGCUGCAAAUCGUAGAGACCAGAAUGGUACAUCGCCUGUGUACUUUGCUGCCCAAGAAGGUCGACUGGAGUGUUUGCGGUACUUGAUUCGAGAGGCAAAGGCUGAUCCGCUGGCUAAGGCUGGUGAUGGCAUGACGGCUGUUCAUGCUGCUACACAGGGUGGACACUUUGACACAGUCAAGUGGCUCAUCAACAAACUAGGCAAAGAGAAAAUGAGUCAACCUAGUGAUGAAGAUGGAGCCACUCCUGUUCACUUUGCAGCAGCAACUGGUCGUCAUGAGAUCUUGAAGUGGUUCUUAGAAACAAGUGAAAGUAAUCUGGUUAGCUUAAGAGAUGUAUUCAGAGGAACUCCAGGCCAUGAUGCUGCUGAGUAUGGACACGUUGAGUGUCUAAAAGUGUUGGCUGAGCACAGUGCUGAUCUGUUUGCUUUAGACAAUGAAGGUAUGAGCCCAUACAGUUUGGCCAUUCGAGACAUUGAGUCAGACGUUGCUCAGUUCAUGAUGAACUAUGCUGAGUCCAGUCACAACAAGUACAAUGAGGGAGGACGUAGCAGUAGAAACUCAAGACAACAAAAUGGAGAAAAUGCAGAAAAAUCACUUCAAAAUGAAGAAACAAUUAUCAGUCACUCCAGCAAUGGGCUACCUGAUCAAAACAAGCGACUGAGUGGAGUUUCACAAACCAGCAUGCCAAUCAGUCUAGCCGAUGAUGCCACUGAGAUCAUUGAAGCAAAACAAGAAGUUGAAGCAGCUUUCCAGAAUAGCUCAUUACAACAUCAUAGAAAAGUAACUCUGUCUGGUCAAAAAGGUGUAUAUACUGACAAUCAAUCUGGGUCAGAGUUAGAUGUCACAUUUAGUGUUGAGAACCAUCAACCAGGUCACCAUAUGCCCAACGCACCACAGCACAUGCCAAGAUUAGACUCAAGAGGAAUGUUGAAGCAAUCACCACAAGAACACUAUGUAGGCCCUGCAGAUGGAAUCUAUGCUGUUCCUCAACCUUCACCGUUGAGACAAAAAAAGAAGCUGCAACGGAAAUUGACAGAGACGGAUGACAUUAAUAAUGGCUACAUGAAUGAGAAGCAAGGUAUAAAGCAACAAACAAUACAGGAAAGAAUUUCAGUACAGUCGGAGUCCCAAUCUGCUGCCAUUGAUACAUUGCAUCACAUUCAACCAGUGAGUCAGCAGAUUCACAAAAUACAUAGCAAGCAAGGUGGCAAAUGGCAUGAUGAUCAUGCCUGGUAUGAUGAUCCAGUCACUGGAAGUGUGGCCAAACAGCAACUACAACACAUAAAUCCUAACAGAGACUUCAAGAAACAAUCAGAUGUACCCAAACAAGGUGGCAAAGGUCCACAUGAAAAAAUAAGACAACGGCAUCCUGAGAACCGUUUACCUCCUCCUUGGAUCAGACAGCAGCAGAGAAUGCAUGGAGAAGCAUGGGUAGAGAGACAACCAGUCUAUCGGAUUCGCCAACCACCAAGACAUCGACAUCAGCUUCAUUCGAGUGUGGGGCCAUUUGAUCACGAAGCAGAUGUGAUUCUUAUUCCAAGAUUUGUUAAACGGUACCCACAGCUUCGUGUUCCUCAUCUGCGAGUUGAUUCGCCUCACAUUGCUCUUGAUACUCACUAUCCUCGUACUCCAUCGCCACCCAUUCCUGCUAUUGUUAGUGGUCAACAUCCUCAAGGUCAGCAAAAAGAUACCAAAUUCAGUACACUGCCAGGACACAUCGACUAUUCCAGGAGGCCGUACAAUAGAAUGUCUCAUUAUUAUAGAGCUCAUCCAGGCCACAAGUCUCCAAACUACAAGAAACAAUCUACACAACAACAAAAAAGUGGAGAGUCUUUGGACAAUGAUUUCUCAUCGAUGACAGCUGAUGGAAGGCCAGAAGUACACAACACACCACAUAACAACAAGAAGAAUAAGGGAGAUCAGCCAAAGUCAAUUUCAGUGUCUGAAAGUGAUGAUGUUAUUGUGCGAAAUGCCAAAGCGUAUCAUUCAGCAAACCGACCACGUUCAGAAAUCAUUCCAUCUCCUUCUGAUCAAUAUCACAGGCAACAGAGAAUAUACCCAGUUGCCAUCGGAAAUGGUAUAAGAGCUGGUCCUGCAUUUGAUCCAUAUCGUGCCCAGUCGAUGUCUGCUAUAGAUUCUUUUCCAGAUCGUAGAUUAGGAAAACGACAAGAAUUUUCCAGUCAUAAUGAGAUCAUGGUUAGACGCAGGCCCUAUGGGGUUGAGGACGACAUGGAUGGUCACUACAGUGUAGCUAAUGCAUUGGCAUAUGCUGCAGUGGCUGUUCUUGCUUCUGUUGCUGGAUCUCACUAUAGACAGCAAUACAUGAUGAUGGUACCUACCAACAGGCAACAGUAUCAAAGACAGACAAGACUUACAGUUCCAAGAAAAGGCCCUGGUGCAAUGAUUGCAGAGGCAUAUGAGACGGGUUCUACAGUUGACAACCAGCCUUCCGAGUCUUCUGUGUACUUCAAAAGCCACCAUUACCCCGGUCAACAAAUGCGCAAUACAUACAUGACCCAAGAACAAAGAGUCAUCAAAGACAGAAAACGCAAACCAGUUAUACAAUCAUCCAAGGUGAAAAAGAAAGACAAGAAGAUAAUUCACAAAACAAGCCAUAGCACAACAGCCAGUGAGCUCGAACCUGUUCCAGAAGAUGAGUAUGAGUAUAAUUACGAGAUGGAAAGGAAGGCACUCUCAAGUUGGACCGAAGAUGAUGAAGAUAUCAAGGAGAUGAGAGAGAUCAAUACAAUGCCUGCCAUUUACAACACAUCUGACAAUCACAGAGUGUCUGGGAAGGAUAUCAGAGAAGCAUACCAAACCUCCAAACAAAAUGCAUGGGCAUCUAUGUCUACAAUACCAAGUAGUUCACAAAGAAAUGUUCAAAUUCAACAGUGGGCAAUAGACAAUGGUCCAAAAAUGAGAACAAGCAAGGCAGCUGCUCGUGUUAGUUCAACUGGUACUCAUCAACUGGCUGUCCAAUCAUCGCAUCCUCGACAGCACAAAGUAUUGGCAACUGCUCAGAUCCAUAGCAGGCAGCUGUUUGUUAACAGGCCUGCAAAGACCAAAUCAAGAAGAAUUGGUGAAAGUGAAGAUAAUCUGAAUAUGUGGUGGUCAACAACAACAGCAAGUAACUCUGUUCAUCUACAAAAUCCUCUACCAAAAUCAGCAGCAGUUACAGAUUGGCAAACUGCUAGUGUACAAUCCCACCAUAAGAAUUCUGCUAUUGAUGUUCAUGUUGCAUCUCCACAGCCACAACAAACAUCAGAAGAGGUGAGCACAUCAAUUGGAACCUCAUUUUCUCAGUCUAGACCUACAGUUGAUGUUGGUGGCAUUCAUGUGGGUCAGCCUUCAGUCACACAAUUUGGUACUGUUGAAGCAGUGGCAUCAUCCAGGCUAAGACCUGCUCAAGCUCAAGCUAGUGUUUUGGUUACAGAGCCACCGCUUGCUCCUCCAGUUCCUUCUCAUUUAGCAACAACAUCUGCCACUCUUAAUCCUUGGAUGAUUCGACAAACAAGUCCACCAACAAGCACAAUGCUAGAGACUGGUGGAACUUCACUGGAACCUGUAAAUGAAGAAGAUGUACUGGCAACAAGUAUUGUUCGAAGUGUCAGCAGACAAUCAACCAGGAAGAGCGUAGGUAGUACGGAUGCAUAUCUUGGCCUUAUGACAUCAGCUGACGUCCGGGAUGAGCUGACAAAGAAAGAAGCAGAACUAAUGAAAUUACAGUCAAUUCAUCGCUCUCUCAGUGGGCUACAACAAAAAGAAGAUGAAAAGCAAACUGAUGAUGCUAGUGAUGGAAGCUCCAAUUCUGAUAUUGAACUUAUGGCUGAACCGAUGGCAGUAGUUAAUAGGUCUAUUAGUCAAAAUGAAGCAUUGCUGCUGCAGCAGGAGACAGUUCGUCGACAAUCAUUGUCUGCAGCUACAAAUCUAGAAGUACUUGACAAAGAAAUUCAAGAGCUGAAGAUGAUGGUUCCUGCUAGGGAUGACUUUAUAACCCCCACACCAUCUCAACUAACAUCACCAGACGCUACUCUAACAAGAGACAUAGGCAUGGCUGCAAGAGCGGGCUCAGUUGCACGGCAAGGCAUGCCGGAAAAGGGACAGAGAGCAUUUGCAAGAAUGAUCAAUAGAGAAACACGAACAGAUAACAGACCAAGUCCCUUGCCAUCCAGGCAUAUCUCAAUAUCAGACAUACCAUUGGAGGCACCACUAAAACCAGCUGGACUAAACAGUGGAACAAGAGUGAGUGAGGCAACAAUUCAGUCAACUGAAACCACUGAUUCUCCCAGCAUGGUUCGCAGUGUGUCUGCAGGUGGAGCAUACUCUCAUUACAAUGUUAAGAGAGAUACUUCCUACAAGAUUGGAGCCAUUGGACCAUCUGUGUUGGCUGAGAAGCUGAAAAUGGCCAAAGCAAGUGAAGAACGAAAUGAAGCGAUUGCCGGAGACGUUGUAAUGCGGCAAACAGGCAAGGGAAGUGUUUUGCCAAGAGCAACAACUCUUUCAGAUCAACUUGUCACUGGCAAUCAAACAAACUAUCAAACAACUCUUACUGACCAACAUAGUUUGGUGCCUGAUCCCACUGAUGAGUUCCUUGAAAUGGCAGCCAAGCUCACUCCGGUGUUGCCUCAAAAGAUGGCAGUUCUAGUAAACAGAGAUAUCACGCAGUCAAGAACAGAACAUAGUGACAAUGAUGAUUACAUAUACACACCCAUAUCUGAAAAUAAGGUCAACUCUAAAGAGGUGGUAUUAAUGACACCCAAAUCACCUGCAAAACAAGCUUUCACUGCACAGCAAGAAUUAGAAGACAAGAUGAGCAGCUCAACAGAUGAUACGUUCGUAUUUCAUGAAGGUGGCAGCACUGGCGACUUGUCUGGGAAGACAACACCAGGUUCUGCAUCAGAUACACUUGGACAAGAGAGAAAAUCAACUGCAUCAAAGUGGCAGUUUGCUGCUCAGCGUACAGUAAGCAAACUAAAUCGCCAAGGAGCUGACAAUGAACUAGAAGAGAAAUUGAAACGUCGCCAACAACUAGCAAGUGUAACGGAAGCUAUUAUCACACCCAUUACAAACAGGAAAAAGAAGCAACAACCCCAUGAGCAGCAUAAGGACGGAAUAAAGAUUUAG